Fusarium falciforme is the source of this 3117-nucleotide messenger RNA. RefSeq lists its product as hypothetical. Lineage: Eukaryota; Fungi; Ascomycota; Sordariomycetes; Hypocreales; Nectriaceae. The record is from RefSeq and is a predicted model, not a curated record. The transcript has 5 exons. Bases 1 to 3117 code for a protein of 1038 amino acids.
AUGGAUCGCGCCAGGCUUGCGGAGAAUGGCAUCUUUAUCGAGGACGGCGAUGGAGGCUGCGAACUGCUUCCUCCUCACGUCGAGUCGCUCCAAGACGCGUUGCUCGACUUUAGACGGACUAUCCCAGACAAGUUCGGAUUCACCGAAGAAGAAAUACUCCAGCUCCUCGACGAGGACGGCAUCAAUGCGCGCGACGACAUCCCCGGUGAUGACCGCGCCGAGAUCUCGGCUGACUUGGAGUUUUGCGCCGGCGUCAGGGAGUUGACGAAUCACCUUGUCCAGGCGAACCAGCUUGGGUUUAGCGAGUAUAGUGAGUAUGACUGGAAGGUGCAAUUUAAAGAAUUGCUUCUUGAUACGUUGGUGGAGGAAGCCCAAGUUUGUGACGGAGACACGAGGCAAACAGCACGUGCUAAGUUCUACUACGACUCGUUCCAGGAGGCACGAGAUCGACCAUGGACGUUAUUCGGACCAGACGGCUCUGAAGGAACGCAAGGUGAUCUACCAGCGCCGAAGCCAGGAUGGGUUGCGCACUUCCCCGUCUACGUGAUCUCACCGGCAGAAUACAACCAUCAGCAUAGCGGUCUCCAACAGUUUGCCUCUAGUCACUCAAUCGUUGACAACUUUUCGCAAGUGACCCUCGAACAUCUUGCUGGUCAUGGACUGCAGCCGAGUGCCACGGGAGUCACCAAGACGGGACGAAGGGGGGCUACCUUGUCCUCGGAGUAUGUGCUCUUUCCGUGGCUGAUUGUCGAACACAUGAAGGAUGAGUACAAGGGCAAUGCGGAGCUUUGCUAUAGCCAUGCAGCAAAUGCUGGCGCGGCUGCACUGAGGAUGCUCGAGAAUCUGUCCAGACACGACAACCAGUCCCUUGGGGACAUUCCGCCUGUAGUGACAAUGACAAUCAGGCGUGAUCUGGUUCGUGUCUGGAUCAUGCAUUCAUCACAUUCUAAAGGCACUUGUGAGAUGCAAGUCAUCUGGAGGGGCUCCUUAACCCGCAUGGUGGACAUUCUCGAGCUGAAGGCAAUUCUCGAAAACUGCCAAACCUGGGCGACUCGAGUGCUACGGCCGUGGAUCUCUAGACAGAUUGACCUCUGGAAACAGCAAUGUCCAGACGAUUGUCCCAGACCAUUCGACGCCUCUCUUAGACGCCGAGCUGCGCAGUCCAGAAACUCGAGUAAUCGCCCCACAAGCGACGAGGACGUCCCCGAGAAAGAAUUGAAAAAGAACGAGAACAAAGACGUGGACUUGAGACAGAUUAUCAGAGAAGAACAUGAUUGGCUAUUGCAACAACUGUCAAAGGACCCAGUCGAGACAAAGAGACCGACCCGAUCGAUAGCUACGCAGACAGGCCCCGAUGACGACAGACACCCCCUGGAGAAGUCGGCCGUGCAGCCGAUGACCCUGAAUCCCACGACGCCCUUCCCUAGGAGGGAGAUUUUGGAUCCGAAGCCACGGCUUGCCAAGACAACUGCCCCCUCUGGGUCCUCCCUAUCUUCCGACAAGGGGGGAACUGCACCAACGAACACUCGACAAGAGACGCAUGGCAGACAACGACAAGCCAGUAGCGUCGAUAUUUUCAAGAAUAGGAUGAAAGUAUAUGAUGAAAAGCGCAUAGUUGUCAUUAAGCUGCCUGAUGUCUCGUCGGAUGAGAUUUUGGCACAGAAGCCUUGGCUAGGGGCAAAGAAGAGUUCUGAAGUUGAGAAGCAGACCGAGGCAGCGUUGACACAGGGGAGCCAAGAGAAAAAGGGUGAAGUGGAGGAGAACACAGUUGAGAAGGACAAGGCUAAGGAGCAGGACGACAACGGAACUCGUGACAAGGACGAGACAGAGGGGGAUGAAACCAAGGCCAAGAACACUUACAACAAAGACGACAAUGGGAAUAACGGCAAGGUGGAUGACGAAAAGGAAGGCAAAGAAACAGAGCUAAUACCAUCGCUGAAAGAAGCAACAGAAGAGAUCAAUACGGGCUCGACUCUGACGACCGACGACAAAGGAGAGCCGCCAGAGGGCAAAACCGGAGCUGUACCGAUUCCGGCGGAGGAAGACGCGAAAGGGGAUUCGAAUCCCGAGCCGCUGACUUCUCCAAAGGAAUCUUCUACAUAUACCACAGAGACGACCGAGAACGAGAGAUCUAGCGAGAUUGUCAAGGAAGAGAACCCCGAGGAGAGUAUCGAGGUCGAGCGAACUGAGGAGAUUCCCGCGAAGAACCUUGACGAAGUUAUCGAGAAAGGUAACUCCGAGAAGGGUACAGAGGAAGAAGAGAAAGCAAAUCCCGAAAAGAUUAUGGAGGAAGAGAAGCCUGAGGAGGUCACCGAGAUGGAGAUCUUCGAGCAGAGAGCCAAGCACAAGAACUCCAAGGAGACCAUCGAGAAAGAAGACUCUAGCGAGAGUAUAGUCAGGGAGAAGAGCGACCAAAACCCUGGUAAUAUGCCAACCAAGCUCCCGCUACCGACACCCGAGCCCGAACCAGAAGAUCCUUCAUCUCCUAAUCCGCCGGCACCAGCUGAGCAAUUGGUCUGGCGCAAGGAUUAUGGACAGAACAAAGAUGACGAUCACAAGGAGUUGGAUCAACCCACUGUCAAGCAAGAUACACCACCUCCCAGAGAUGGAGUGGUCAGUACUCCGCCAGGAGAUACACCGAAUACCUCCAAAACAUUUCAAGGCAUUCUUUCUCCUCCCGCAGAGACGAAGCCACCAACCGUAUUCGACGCGACACAAUGGACUCACACGAAGUUUGCAUUUGGCUCCUCGAGCGAUUCGAAGGAGCCGCCCUUCACAUUCAAGAUGAAGACGGAGGGCAGUGCCGAGGAUCCAAGGAACUCUUCAAUACCCAGAACUCAGGCAAAAGAUGCCAGACUCUUCGACUGGCCUAAAGGAGACGACGAGGACGGGCACACGCUUUCAGAGAAUCCCCGACCAGUGAAGCUGAUCAAGGGGAGUGGGAGCUUGGCACGGACAGGAGGGGGGACGAUAAUAGGCGAAGGAGAGCCCGAGUUUCUCAAGACCUCCAAGUCCAACACAGGAUCAAAUCCUGGCCCAGGCAACGAGGACUCUCAAUCUGGAGGCGGUGAUGAUCCGACUCUGAGUAGUUCGAAGGGGACCGACAAGACUCCCUAG